AUGUUCUGUUUCUGGAUGAGGAGUGAUGAUGACAUCCUGGCGGAGCCAGACAUUAACGAUGAGCAGGGUGAAGGUGAAAUUCCCCACGGCACCUGGCGCUUCAAAUCCCAGGAGCUGGUGCGAGCCCAUGUGCAGCCGGGCCGCUUCGUGCAGUGGGUCUACGAUGCCGAGGAUGUCGAGAAGGGCGAGCUGGGCCAGGUCGUUUUUGGAGAAGGCAUCAAUGACCAGCGGAAGGUCAAGGCCAAAGGCAGCUGGGGGUGCAAACUCAAUCACUUGUUCGCCAAUGAGCUGCAGAUGGGAAGCUUCGUGGUGUGGUUAAACUGUUAA
Symbiodinium necroappetens is the source of this 327-nucleotide messenger RNA. Lineage: Eukaryota; Dinophyceae; Suessiales; Symbiodiniaceae. The record is from the annotation of a GenBank genome assembly.